AUGCCCGGCCCUGAACACUGGAGGAACUCAGUGUGUGCUGACAAGCAUGGGGGAGGUCCUAACCCUGAGUGUUGUGGGGGUGAAGGGGACCAAAGAGCCACGAGCAGGAACAGCGGCAUCCACGCCACGUGGCCCGUGUGGGCCACCUGGUCAGCACUCACGGCCCUCAACCCAGCCGUGCUCGCCAUCACCAUGUUCGUCUCCACGAAGGUGGGAUCAACUGAGCAGACGGACAACACCAGCUCCUGGAGUCCUGGGCCAGGUCCUGAGGUCUCAGCCUGGUGCCUGGGAAGUGGGUUUGCCCCUGAGCAGCCUGCGCUGGCUGGAGGAUGCCCGGGGCCCCAGGUGAGCAAUGCCUGCGCCUUACCUGAGCCGCCCCACCCUGCUCAUAGACGUGGAGGUGGCACUCCUGCCCAAGGAGGAGCUGGGAGCCCCGGCGCCGGCAGUGACACAUCACUGAGACAGAAGGAGGGCAGGUCUUGGCAUUGAGUCUGGAGGCAUGUGGCCCUGCUCAGCGUGGCUAGGCUGAGCCCUAAGGCUACAGUCAACUCACAAAUGCCUGAGGCCAGCAAGGAAACAGCACCUUCAAGACACCUCAGUGCCACGUGCUGGAAAACCAUGCCAUUAAACACACAAGUCUAGAAUGGCUGUGCUGUGCUGGGAAUCGCUGGGCCAUGCCCAGCCUGCACACCCGCGCCCCGAAGCCCCUCCGCAAAGCAUCGCCUGCUGGAGAAGCUGCUGCAAUGCUGCUUCUUGGUGGACAAGCAGCCGAGGCACCUGCAGCCAUCAGACCCUGGCAGGAAACAGAUGGCACACACACACACUGGGAAACUGGCAGUGUUUAAUCAUGGGACAGUUUACAGAGGGGAGGCAGGAGCAGGGAAGCCCGGAGGACAGGCCUGAGGGGUGAGAGGAAGGUGUGGCUGCAGGAACCUGGAGCCAGGGCUAUGUGGAGAGGUCCCUGGUGCUGGCCCAAAGGCCCUGGGGACCCUCGGAAGAGGAGCCGGGGAGGAGCAGACCUGCAGCCCCCACUCUCCUCCUCCCCCAUCUCCUUCCAGGGCUCCCCGCCAGCCGAACCCAACAGAAAUGCAGGAAUGUGGUCCACGAGUGUCACAGCUCCCCCGCCCCCCAUGCGCUGAGGACCUGCUGGGCAGACAGAAAUCGCUCCGCGCUCACCAGACAUGAGGUUGGCCAUAGUGUUGGAGGGCACAAAGAGGGUGCGCUCCAGCCCUAGCAGCUCCGCAGCCAUUUCUUGCAGCUCUGCGGAGGGACAGGGAAGCCACUGUGCUCGCACACUUGGGUGUCAGAACCGUCCACACUGCUUUCCCUGUGUCACUUGGGCCAGAGCACGCUCUGAGCCCAGGUGAGGCCCCUAGCCCGAGGCUCCGGUGAGCGGCCGAGUGGGUUUGGAGCCCCGUCCACCAGCUGCACACUCUGUGGGCUCAGCAACCACACAUCCAGCUCCACGGGGCCCUCAGUCAACUCUGCACCUCACCUACCCUGGGCCAUGGCCUCUCCCCGCUCCCCCCAGUAACCUCUCUUGUGGUUUGAACCUGUCCCCGGCAGACCUCACACCUGUCUCACUUC
Molecule: messenger RNA, 1587 nt
Organism: Nomascus leucogenys (northern white-cheeked gibbon)
Lineage: Eukaryota; Metazoa; Chordata; Mammalia; Primates; Hylobatidae
Exons: 4
Coding region: 1-489 (162 amino acids)
Source: RefSeq, a predicted model, not a curated record